AUGCCUACAGAACUCCAAUUCCCUGCUAUUUUCGUGCUCCCGGUUCAUCUCCAGCCCGAUCGUCUCCACGAACUCGAGGAGAGGAUACCGACAAUUACAUAUAAUAUCAACGAAGCUGAUGUUAUUCUGGGAAAUAUUUCCAAGCCAGAGAGGGCCUUAUUUGAGUUAAGGCGGCGGAAAGUCAGCUUUGAGCCAACGCAAUCCCACUUAGAUUCUACUGGGCCAGACCCAAAGAGACGAAAAGUAUCUGAGGCGCAAUCGGAACGACCGUCGAAUCUGCUACAAAUAGCGAGACUCGAGUGGCUCUCGGAUUCUUUAGAGCAAAAGCGAGUGUUGCCUUUGGACGACUACCUCAUUCUCGAAGUCACCAAGAAAACACCCGUUCCCGGCUCGAGGAGAACCCCGGUAGUUAGCAACUCCACAAUUCCCGGUUCUGCGGCAGAACGUACGCCGGGAUCAAGCCCGAGAAAGCGGCCUUUGCUCCUGCAGAAAUCCACCUCUGAUGAUUCUUCUUUACCCCCGGUUCCGGACUUUCUUCACACAGCAUAUUCUUGCCAGCGUCCGACUCCGCUAGAGCCACCCAAUUCCUCAUUUAUCGACCUCCUCAAGAAAAUCAGGAAGCAGAGGAUUCUAAAUGGCGACCAAGUGGGAGUCAGAGCCUAUUCCACGUCCAUUGCUUCUCUCGCCGCUUACCCAUAUCCUCUACAAAGCCCCCACGAGGUCACAAGACUUCCCGGCUGCGGCCGCAAGAUUGCCGAGUUGUUCCAACAGUUCAAGGAUACUGGAAUGAUCGACGAAGCAAAUGAAAUCGACACAGACCCACGGCUUUCUGUUCUUAUAGGUGUCAAGUUCUAUGAUGAGCUCAAGAUCAAAAUUGGGAGACCUGAAGUUGAGUUCAUUGCAAACACUAUCCUCACCUAUGCGAGGAGGGUGGACCCCGCGUUCGAGAUGAUGGUUGUGGGGGGGUAUCGCCGGGGGCAGAAAGGAAGUGGUGAUGUUGAUGUAGUUCUCAGUCACCCAGACGAAGCACUCACUCGGCAUUUCAUUGGCCAGCUCGUGGUCAUGCUUGAGAAAGGUGGAUUUAUUUCCCAUACACUUAGCCUCUCCACUAGAAAUAGCGACCGCGGGCAGGAACCGUUGCAAUGGAAGGGGAGGGCAGCUAGAGGAUCUCCCGGAUUCGAUACUUUGGAUAAGGCCAUGUUGGUUUGGAAGACGCCCAAGCAAGGCUUGCCCAAAGGUCGUGACGGUGGCAGUCAUGCCCAGGAAGAACCCCUACAUCGAAGAGUGGACAUAAUCAUCAGCCCUUGGAAAACUGUUGGCUGCGCUAUCCUCGGCUGGAGUGGCGGUACUACUUUUGAGCGAGAUCUGAGGCGGUAUUGCAAAAUGGAGAAAUCGCUCAAAUUUGAUAGCAGUGGCAUCCGAAGCCGCAUUGAUGGGUCUUGGGUGGACUUGGAAGGUGGUGAACGCGGAAGAGCGCCGAACAUGGAAACGGCAGAGAAGAGGGUUUUCGAGGGACUUGGUCUCACGUGGAUAAGGCCAGAACAGCGGUGUACCGGGUAG
Messenger RNA from Scedosporium apiospermum, 1560 nucleotides. Its product is annotated as DNA polymerase-like protein. The record is from RefSeq and is a predicted model, not a curated record. Gene Ontology annotation, molecular function: DNA binding; DNA-directed DNA polymerase activity. Lineage: Eukaryota; Fungi; Ascomycota; Sordariomycetes; Microascales; Microascaceae. Bases 1 to 1560 code for a protein of 519 amino acids. Gene Ontology annotation, cellular component: nucleus. The transcript has 3 exons. Gene Ontology annotation, biological process: double-strand break repair via nonhomologous end joining.